Daldinia caldariorum is the source of this 2654-nucleotide messenger RNA. RefSeq lists its product as uncharacterized. The record is from RefSeq and is a predicted model, not a curated record. NCBI's taxonomy places the organism in Eukaryota, Fungi, Ascomycota, Sordariomycetes, Xylariales, Hypoxylaceae. Gene Ontology annotation, molecular function: transcription corepressor activity. Gene Ontology annotation, biological process: DNA repair; negative regulation of transcription by RNA polymerase II; chromatin remodeling. Bases 361 to 2217 code for a protein of 618 amino acids. Gene Ontology annotation, cellular component: Swr1 complex; NuA4 histone acetyltransferase complex. The transcript has 2 exons.
UUUUACCAUUUCAAUCAAUCAAUCACUUUUACACCACCAAAAAAUCGAUGCGCGAUACUCUGUUUCUACGGCGUAAUAGCGUCAUCCACUUUUAAUAAUUGAAACAUCGAACCAACGCUCCCAUACCUCUGAACUAUCUCAAAUCAGGCUUAUUUCUAUUCUUCUGUCAUGUGUUAAUACGCGUAUGUAGUUUAAUACUUCUAUAUUCGGCCGUUAAUACGCCCAUCUCAUACACCGUGCUUCCCCAUCUUCUGUCUUCCAAUAACUGUGCCUUCUAGAUGAUAUAGGAGGCCAGCAGGCUCACAAAAGGAAAAGGGAAAAAAGGGGAAAAAACAUAAACCCCAGUAAUAUCUGCACGCUAUGGCUUCCCACGAUGUUCGCGAUGUUCUCAACCUACCACUUGAUGCCGGUUCCCGACCAGCCAAAAAGCAGAAAACUAACGUUCCGCGACCGAAUUUAAAGGGCUUAGCAAGGGAGGUGCAGAACUUAGGUGGCGAUAACCCUAUUGCGAUUGUUCCAGAACUGGUCACAUUCAAAAAGAGGCGCUUUGGAAGCAGGAAACCGGCUGCGCGAUGGGAAUUACGUCCUUUCCGCAACUCUGCGCGAUCCGACCAGUCAUUGCACUUAAGACAUUGGAGGAAGCAGACGGAAGAUAACGCCAGACCACAGGAUGAGAAGAAUGGGGAGAACGGGACCAACGCUGAAGAGAAGCCAGCGGAGCUUGAAGACUCGGGAUUCGCCAAGUUCAACGUACAAGUGGACAUUCCCCAGUAUAGCGACGACCAAUAUAAUUCGAAUUUGAAGAGCGAUGACUGGACGAAAGACGAGACAGAUUACCUAUUCGAACUUGCUCGGGACUUCGAUCUUCGAUGGCCUCUGAUAUGGGAUAGGUACGAUUAUCAGUCCAAACUGGAUGGGGCUAUAACGAAUGGCGAGGGAGCGGAUAGCACCGAUCCUAAAACUGCUGUAGUCCCAGUCCCAGCAUCUAAAGGGAGGACUAUGGAGGAUCUGAAGGCUCGGUAUUACGAAGUGGCGGCAAAGAUGAUGGCCGUUCAGAAGCCUGUUCAAUACAUGACCCAGGCCGAAUUUUCACUUCACGAAAUCAUGGCCAAUUUCAACCCCGUCUCGGAAACAAAGCGUAAGAUGUUUGCCGCAGAUGCGUUAUCGAGAUCUCGAGAUGAGGCUCAGGAGGAGGAGUUAUUACUAGUCGAAGUACGACGGAUACUUGCCCGCCAGGAGAAGCUCAACCAAGAACGUCGCGAACUUUACAAUCGCCUUGAUUAUCCCCACACGGAGCAAGACAUCAACGCGUUCAAGUCCAGUACUGGAUUGCAGACGCUUCUUCAGAAUCUAAUGAAUGUUGACAAGACCAAGAAGAGGAAAUCGAUUAUGGAAGCUAACGGCGCGAACACGCCGGCAUCAGCUCAUCCCUCAGCUCACCCCUCCAACCAUCCCAAUUCUACUCCAAUUUCAGAAACCCGCCGUGAAAGCAUUGCAGCCUCUUCAACGGGCCGCCGUGAUUCUGCCGUGGGCGAGCGUCCUGAACGACCUGCUAAGAAGGGAGCACAGCCCGAGCGUAAGAAGCUCACUGAGCAGGAAGAACAGGUUUACGGUGUAUCGCAUCAUGACCGGCUACCUUCAGGGCCGACGUUCCGUUACGAACGAAUCAACAAGAUACUCACAACCAAGAGCAACGCUCAACACCAGCGUAUCACCAAUACCCUGGCCGAGCUGGAUAUCCCGAGCAGGCUCAACAUGCCUACAAGGGCUGUCGUAGAGGAGAUGGAAAAGCUGCUCAACUCUAUCGGCGUUCUUCUCGAUAUGCGGAAGAUGAACGAUAAGAUCGAAGCCGAGAUUAGGCUUGAGAAAGCGAAGAAAGCCGAGCGCGAGAAGGCGCUGGCUCCUCCUCAGCCGGAAGACGAGGCUAAAGGCGAAGAGUCGGAAGAAACUCCCACCGCAAGUGACGAGGAUAAGAAAGAAGAUGAUGCCGCGGUGGAUAAAAAUGCUGCAGAGAAGACCGGUAGCGAAGCACCUACGACGAAUAACGAAACAAAGGGAGAUGCUGCCGGCGAGAGCGGCGAACCCGUAAGUGCAGAGGGCACAGAGAAGGGAACCGAGGAUAAAGGGGUGCGGCCAGAGAGCAGUAGUGGGCGUAAGAGAAGUGCAAGCGUGCUGAGUGCCAGCAGCGAUAAGAGCGCUAAGAGGCAGAAGAAGUAAACCCAUACGAAGAAGCGUGCAAAUUAAGAACGUGCUUUAAGUGUAGCGCUAUGGAAAAAAUUACCCCGUGGCCGUUACCUCUUACAAGAAACUGGCACCAGGGUUGUAAGCUGGAUGAUGUUACGAUAGUAAGAUGGGAAUAACAUACUUACCUAACGCAUAGGUUUAUUAUGCUAUAACUGUCCUUUUUUUUCGAUCCUAUUUGCCCUGUUUUUCGUGAUUGGGUGAUUGCUACUCUAGGUACCAGGUAGGUAGGUUCCUCAUGCUAGGCAAGGUGAUCGAAAAGUCGAUCAAUCCCUUAUAUGCCUGCGGUGUAUCUGUAACUUGCUCGAGCUUGUUGAUGCUCAGUCUCUAAGGUAAUAGUUAUUCCCCAUCACGAUUCCUCGUUAGGUAUCAUUCACGAACUUGCGUGAAACUCAUUCCUAGUAGUUUGCCGG